This is a messenger RNA of Diutina rugosa, 1377 nucleotides long. Its product is annotated as RTA1 domain-containing protein. Lineage: Eukaryota; Fungi; Ascomycota; Pichiomycetes; Serinales; Debaryomycetaceae. Gene Ontology annotation, cellular component: plasma membrane; fungal-type vacuole. The transcript has a single exon. Bases 1 to 1377 code for a protein of 458 amino acids. The record is from RefSeq and is a predicted model, not a curated record.
AUGGAUGCGGUCAAACUGCUGUUCAUUGAGCAACUUCAGUAUAACCCGCUGACGGCCUCGAUCACCACCGUGUCCACGGUGACCCUGAUCGCCACACUGAAGGCGUCUAAGGUUGCCGCUGAUAUUUCGCUGCUUUCCCAUGCCAUGGAAACUAAUACGGCCCCUCGUCUCUUCAGACAAAUAUACCUUUCUUAUCGGGGGGCUCAGGCCACGAUGCAAGCCAUUAGUGCCGAAGAGGCGAUGGCUACGGCUACCGAUCUGCUGGUAGUGGCACAAGCCUCGGCAGCUCUUUAUAACGCCACGGUAAAUCUCGCCGAUUUGAACGUCGAACGAAACUUAUACAACACCUACUUGAGUCGGUUUGGUAACGUGUGGUAUCUCACCAUUUUCUCCAUCAUCCUCGCCUAUCUUUUGUUAAUGUUGAUCAAGCUGAGGUAUUGGUGGUUCAACAUUACCAUGAUUUGUGGCUACGGGCUCGAGUGGAUGGGGUUCUUAGGUCGGGUACUCAGUUUCCUGGACACCAGCAAGAUGGAUUACUAUUUGUUACAAUACGUUGCCCUCACGCUUGCCCCCGCCUUCAUCAUGGCGGCAAUUUACUUCUUAUUCGCACAGUUGGUGGUCAUUCAUGGUCGACUGUUCUCAGUUCUUAAACCAUUGUGGUACCUGUAUUUCUUCGUAACCUGUGAUGUGGUAUCCCUUUUAAUUCAAGCCGGUGGUGGUGGUGCUGCUUCCGCUGCUACCAACAAUGGUACGGACGAAAAACCUGGUGUAAACACUAUGAUUGCGGGUAUUGCCUUUCAGGUGUUUUCCAUGACGGUGUUCUUUAUUUUCUGGUUUGAAUUUCUUAACCGUCUUUGGUUUCGCCACGGAGAAGGGGCGUUGGCUAAGCGCACUCCUGCCAACAUUGCCAAGUUUUUCUUCAACACCAAGUCGGUACAAAAUUACCGGGAGCAACAAUUGGAGCCCUACUACAACCCUGGUUUUGCUUUCAUUCGUCAUCGCAAGUUGUUCGACUGGAUGCCGCUAGCGAUUACUGUGGCGGUGGCGGCGGUGUACAUUCGAAGCAUUUACCGGGUGGUAGAACUCGCGCAAGGGUUUUCGGGUUAUUUGAUCGUCCAUGAAGUCUUCCUCUUUGUGUUGGAUGCGAUGAUGAUCUCCAUUUGUGGGCUCAUUUUCCUUCCUUUCCACCCGGUGUGGUCGUUGGGCACUCAACAGAUUGUUCGUCUUGCCACCAUCAAGAAAAACGAAGAUGAAGUUAAUGCUAAGAAUGUGAAUUCGGCCCACGCCGAAUAUGUCGACGACAAAGAUUCGCAAAGCGUUAUCUUUUCGAUGAACCCAAUACAGGAUACCCUGACCCCUCCUCGCGAGCUCAAGUGA